GUGAUGGGUCGGGAACCCAAAACACAAAUUGCAGGAAUGGUGGCAAUUGUUGAUAUGGCAGGGUUCGGUUGGUAUCAUGUCAUGCAGAUGACAGUGGACUACGUUAAGGACAUGGUUGCAAUGGUACAGAAUUCUUUCCCAAUUCGAUUCAGAGAAAUACAUAUAGUGAAUGAGUCAUAUCUGUUCGAUGUUGUGUUUGCGCUUGUUAAACCCUUCCUAACAGAUAAAAUUAGGAAUAGAAUUAGGUUCCAUGGCGGAGAUUUAGAAUCACUUUACAGGUAUGUACCACGAAGUAUUCUACCGGCUGAGUACGGGGGAGAACAACCGGCAUUUAAUAAUUCAAGCCUUCAACUAGCAUUAGCUAAGAUGGAAGACUACUUCGUGGCUCUACAGGGAUACGGGUACAGGGAUAAUCAGUUACCACAACAGGUUUAUGAACGAGACUCUCAUCCUUAUCCAAGUUUCUGCCUCUCUGGAACUCUUCCGGAUGAAUAGAUAGGAACCCUACCUCCUGGAACCCAACUGUCUGGAACCCAACUGUAUUGAAUUAUACUGUAUGGCACCCUACUGACUAGAACUCAAAUGAACGGAACCCCCCCUCUGUCAGGAACUCUACUGUCUGGAACCCUACAGACUGGAAUCCAAAUAUCAGGAACCCUACCACCUGGAACCUUACUGUCUGGAACCUUAUUGACUGGAACCCUACUGUAAGGAACCACCAGGAACCCUAGUAACUGGAACCAACUGUCUGGAACCCUUCAUUGGAUCAAUAGAUCAAAGUUGAAAUCUCUAAAAAUUCCACUGUUCCUUAGAACUAUUUUCUUUUUGACAAUUGUGACAGGAAAUCUACUUUUUAGAACCGGUCCAAGAACAACUAAAUUUUUAGAACCGGUCCAAGAACAACUAAAUUUUUAGAACCGGUCCAAGAACAACUAAAUUUUUAGAACCGGUCCAAGAAUAACUAAAUUUUUUAGUACAGUUAAAUCUUCAGAAUUUCAAAACUUUAAAUUCAACAUUUAAAAAAAUAAAGCAAUAUUCAGUGAAAAUCUCUAAUUUUGUUAAGAAUUUAAUUUUAUGUAGAUCUGUAAAACCGUGUAACUAAAAAUAUACUUAAAAUGUACUAAAAAUGUACUUAAAGUGUACUAAAAAUUACUUAAAAUGAACGGUAGUCUGCAUGUGUACAGACAGAACUCCUACUGUGCGCUUACACUAUUUGGAGCAUCAAUGUUUGGUGUAAUAUUUAAGGCAGCUGAAAUAGCGAAUUCCUUGAGAAAAGAGUUGAACUAAAAGAUUUUAAAAAAGAGGUUUGUUUAUGUAGUGAUAUGUAUUAGUUUAAAUGUUAUUCACAUUUAGAAAGGAACAAUUUUUGUCAUACAAAUAUUCAGAUAUAUUAUUCAAAUGUACUUUAUUUGAUUGUAAUUGAAAAUGUGAUAAAUAUCAUAUUUAAGUGAAAAACGGAAUUUGCUCAAUAAUUACAAAAACUUAUAACAAUUAAAACAUUUUAAUUUUGAACUAGCAUUCCUGAGAAAAUCUGCCAAAAUGCAUUUUUAGAAAAUCUUCGAUUUUUUUUUACUUUUUUUAAUUUCUCAUCGUUGAUUUAGUUUUUUGUUGACACAAACCAUCCCAUUAUGCUCUAAGUAAAUUUUAGUUUCCUAUCUAUUCCGUAAAAGUUCCGUAAGAUAUUUCCGUUCUGGAAUUGGUCCGGAACAGCUUAAAAAUUUACACGUUGUAAACAAAUUUAAAGAAAUAUUACUGAAAUAUAGUUGAUAAAUAUCUUUAUAUAAUAUACAUAUAUAUAUUCGUAACAACCACAAUAUACUUAAUAACCAGUGUUACAGAUAUAAACUGAAUAUUUUCA
Molecule: messenger RNA, 1858 nt
Organism: Eurytemora carolleeae
Lineage: Eukaryota; Metazoa; Arthropoda; Copepoda; Calanoida; Temoridae
Product: alpha-tocopherol transfer protein-like
Cellular component (GO): membrane
Molecular function (GO): phosphatidylinositol bisphosphate binding
Source: RefSeq, a predicted model, not a curated record